Saitoella complicata NRRL Y-17804 is the source of this 880-nucleotide messenger RNA. RefSeq lists its product as uncharacterized. Lineage: Eukaryota; Fungi; Ascomycota; Saitoellomycetes; Saitoellales; Saitoellaceae. Gene Ontology annotation, cellular component: RNA polymerase III complex. Bases 131 to 793 code for a protein of 220 amino acids. The record is from RefSeq and is a predicted model, not a curated record. Gene Ontology annotation, biological process: transcription by RNA polymerase III. The transcript has 2 exons.
CUCGUACGAACCAUAGUCACCUUCAGAACCCUCACAUUCAAUCAUUUACGGCUCCAAACUCGAAAGCCAAUAUCCUCCACGCUCUGCAAACGCAUCCAGCCUUUUCCCAAUCUAAAUCAGUCAUAUAACCAUGUCACGAGGCGGUUUUCGUGGCCGAGGACGAGGAGGAGCUCGUGGUUUCCAGGGAUGGUCGAAUGGAAUGUGGGAACGAGAUGUUUCUGCAAUGGAACUAUUCCCUAAAACACACGUCCCACAACAGACAGACCCAACAGAAAACGAACGAUUAGCAGCAAAAUUCGCAACCGAUCUCGCCGUCCAAAUCAAAGAAGAAUCCGCAUUUUACAUCACCAUCAAAGCCACCGAGAAACAGCAACAAGAAGCCCUCCUCACCUCGACCACAGACGAAGACGGUAUCGAGCGAUAUUCAGAUAGAUACAAAGUCCACCUACAAAAUCGACCAGAACGACAAGUGUUGACGAGUUUACCACAACCGCAAAUUCUAGAUCCGACAUAUUUCCCGGCGGAGCUGCACUCGGCGUUUACGGGCGCGGGUGGAGCGAGGAAGAAGGUGAAGAAGUUGGAUAUGGAGACGUUCUUGGAUCAGACGCUGGCGCCUAUGAUGAGAUCGACGAAUGAUGAUGGGGAAGGGGAGGAUGAAGUCGAGGAGGAGGCGGAUGAUAUGGAAGAUGACUUUGGGGAUGAUGAUGACAAUGAUUACGGAGAGAACUACUUCGAUAACGGAGAAGAGUACGGCGAUGGACUUGAAGACGACGGAGGGGAGGAUUUCUUCUAGGCUGAUCAUGGAGAAUAUCCACGUCCAGGCGCGAUGUAGGGAUCUUCAUCAGGAUAUUGCCUCAUUUAGGCACCAUGGGUUUCGGAA